Messenger RNA from Drosophila ananassae, 456 nucleotides. RefSeq names its product metallothionein-2. The record is from RefSeq and is a predicted model, not a curated record. Gene Ontology annotation, molecular function: metal ion binding. The transcript is spliced from 2 exons. The coding region runs from base 249 to 380 and encodes 43 amino acids. NCBI's taxonomy places the organism in Eukaryota, Metazoa, Arthropoda, Insecta, Diptera, Drosophilidae.
GUGUGCAAAAAAAUGUAUUCGCUUUUCGUCUGAUAAACUGCGUAGCACUCGCUCGAGGCUUGCACACGACGCGAUAAGUCGCCUCAAACAAACAAAUUUUACUCGAAACUUGUGCAAUUUUGCACUCGUUUGAGGCCAACAAAAUCGGUAUAAAUAGGAGAAGCAGUCGGUGGAAUAGACAACAAACAACCAAGUCCAAUUCAGAUCACCUUAACCGAGUUAAGCAAAGAGAAGAUACCAACAACAAAAUGGUUUGCAAAGGUUGCGGAACUAACUGCCAGUGCAACAGCCAGAAGUGCGGAGACAACUGCUGCUGCAACAAGGACUGCAACUGCGUCUGCAAGAACGGGCCCAAGGACCAGUGCUGCAGCAACAAAUGAAGUGGCUGUUGGCCAACUAACUACCAGACUCUUAACUGUCUAACCAACAACCAAUAAAGUUUAUGAACAUUUAAAA